This is a messenger RNA of Marchantia polymorpha subsp. ruderalis, 2277 nucleotides long. The record is from the annotation of a GenBank genome assembly. NCBI's taxonomy places the organism in Eukaryota, Viridiplantae, Streptophyta, Marchantiopsida, Marchantiales, Marchantiaceae.
GUAGACCCAGUCCUCGCUCCAACGCCGGCCGCUAUGGUCCCAUAGUCUGGACGGCUCUCGCUGAUGAAAGUUUCCUUAGAUUGAUUUCCUUUUUUUCUUUCUUUCCUCACCCUCCUCUCUAUCAUCUCUCGCCCUCAAUCCUCAUCACCAAUUUCGGGAAUUCAGACAUUCUCUCUCUGGAAUAUCAAAAUCGAGCUUUCAAAUCACCGUCACGAGCAGCAAAAUUGACGCAAUUCGAAAGCGAAAGCGACAAUGAGAGGUCGCUCGAGAAGCUACAGCAGGUGUUCGAGCAGGGGGUCGGACGACGACAUCGACGACGACGAUGCGUACUCGGACUAUUCCGACACGUCGAUGGCGUCGAGCAGGUCUAGAUCUAGACGGAGCAGCCCGGGGGGGAGUGUGCUGAGCGACUACGACAGCUACAACUCCUCCCGGGAGCCAUCGCGAGAAAGGCACGUACCGACGGAAACGCGCAGCCUGCGGGCGGACAUCAGGACCAACAGCGGGCUGAUGCGGGCGGUGCAGUCGGCGGUGGCGAGGCUGAAGAAGAAGGGCGGGGCGCCGGUGAAGAGCAUCAAGCAGGACAUUGCGCACAAAUUCGGAGUGACAUUGGCGGGGUCGCACCACACGCAUCGCCUCCAUUCGGCGCUCAAGACGCUGCAGAAGGCAGGGAAGCUCGUGAAGACGCAGCAGGGCUACAAGCUCGUGCCGCAUGGCGGCGGCCAGCAGGUGAUGCGCAGGAGGAGGAGGCGGAGGCAUGGGCGCAAGGGCAAAAAGCCCAAGCGCCAUAGAAGAAGAAGAAGAAGAAGGCGCCGCGGGCGCCGCAAGGCGCACCGCGGGCGCAAGAAGAAGCGCGGCGGGCGGCGCAAGGGCAAACGGCGCCACAGAAGAAGAAGACGCGGCAAGAGCCACUCCGGCGUGUCGUCGGCCUCCAAGCCGAACACGCGGUCGCGCACCGCGGCCCUGGCCAAGCGCCGCGGCAAGGCUAAGGCCUCCGCGUCUCGCGCCUCGCGCGGCCGCCAGCGCGCCAUCGGCGUGCCCGGCGAGUCCACGCGCGGCGACUACACUCCCCCCGCCGCCCGCAGCUCGCCCCGCCUGCCCUCCCGGAACCCGUCGCGCGUCCCGUCCCGCAAUGCCGUCGCGCAGUCACUCUCCGGCGCGCGGCGGCUUUGACCCCCGCGAGACGCCCCCCAGCCGCGACUCGCCGGGCCCCCACGUCCGGAACUCUCUGGACGACGACUUCGACCAGUGAACGUUAAACCUUCAAGACGAGCCCCGCGUCCAUCAUCACCACCACCACCCCGACCUUCAUCCUCCUCCUCCUGCUCCUCAUCAUCAUCCCCAUCAUUCAUCGCGACCCAUUUUCUGUGGAGGCCUGGACGACGAGGAAUAUUCCAGGCUCGAACUCCCUCAAGACAUGAAUUCCAAGAUCAUGGCCGACGUUUGGCAUCCCAUUUGCGAGAGCUUUCACAAGGAAUAUAUUUGAUCCGGUCGGUCGCCCUUCCGCCCUCGCGGCCAUGAAUGCCAUGGACGACGACGACGACGAGCAGCGUCGACCCGAUCACACCUGACACUACGCGAGCGAGCGAGUGAGCGAGCGAGCGCAAUUUCGUUUCUUUCAGUUUUAAUAAGAGGCCCCUCUCUCUCAAUCUCGACGAGAAAUCCUGUUGGGAGCGAAGGGAGGAGAAGAAGAACAACCGCGACGAUGGAGAACGGCGACAAUCGCUGGCGAUUCAUUUCGACCGAAGCCAGAACUUCCACAUUCGUAGAUAAAAUCUGUUCGACUCCAAAAAAAUUUGUCCUGUCGUAGUAGCACUGAAAGACUUUUCUUCAGACUGCUCUUGAACACCUUUAAGUGUAAUGCUUGGCUGUACUACGUGCGUUUUCGCGUUCUUUCCUUAGUCUAUUCAGAUCGAUCAAAUCGAUUGAUGGGACUUUCUACAAGAGCCUAUGCGUCCUGUAUAUAUCGAUUCAUACAGAUAUCGUCAGUCUGUUGCGGUGGCUGUAUGAAGGCUGCUUGGGCCGCCUCGCGCCGAGGAACUCUUUCCAAGGAUAUGCCGCUGCAGCUUCCUUUGGAAAUCCAUCUGCUGAGUCUCGAGAGUACGUCACGGCUGCCAUUUAGUCCAAGAAUACGUAGACCUCUAGCUCGGGAUUCGAUGCGGAGGCCGGGGCCAGAUUACCGUAGUUUGACUGUCCAAGAAUUUGAUCAGACAUGUACAUGAACACUGUUAAUUUCAUAUUCUUUUAUAAAUUCUUGUAUGCGAACAUUGAGGUCAA